AUGUUUAGUUUUAUUAAUAAUACAUUUAUAUCAGCCGGAUUUAAUGAUUUUGAUAACAAAUUAACUAAUAAAUUUAAUACUGUAAAUCGUAAAAAUAAAGACGAUAAAAUUAUUUCUAGUAAUUUUUCAGAUAUAUCCUUAGAAAAUAAAAAUAAAAUAUCUCUUUUUGAAUUAAGUAGAAGAAAAAAAAGAAACAAAAAAAAAAGAAAGUAUUAUGAUGAUGAAAAUGAUGACUAUGAAUCUGGUGAAACAUACAAUACGGAUAGUUAUGAUGAUGAAUAUGAAAGUACUCCUAAAAAAAAAAAAUAUUCUUCAUUUAACUUUUUAAGAAAAUAUAGGAUAUUUGGUAGAGAUGAUGAUGAUAACUAUAAUGAAGGAGAAGACGAUUAUGAAUAUAAGCGUAAGAAAGAUAAAAAACAUAAAUAUAGAAAAAAAAAAUUUCAAAAUAAUAUUUUAAAUGAUGAAAACAAUAAUGAAAAUAAUUAUAACACUGAGAAUAACAAUAUGAAUAAUAAUAAUAUGAAUAAUAAUAAUAUGAAUAAUAAUAAUAUGAAUAAUAAUAAUAAUAACAAUAAUAAUAAUAUGAAUAACAUGAAUAAUAAUAAUAAUAAUAAUAUGAAUAAUAAUAAUAAUAAUAUGAAUAACAUGAAUAAUAAUAAUAAUAAUAAUAUGAAUAACAUGAAUAAUAAUAAUAAUAUGAACAAUAAUAAUAAUAAUAAUAUGAAUAACAUGAAUAAUAAUAAUAAUAAUAUGAACAAUAAUAAUAACAUGAAUAAUAAUAAUAUGAACAAUAAUAAUAACAUGGAUAAUAAUAAUAAUGUUAAUAAUAAUAACAUGGAUAAUAAUAAUAAUGUUAAUAAUAAUAAUAUGAAUAACAGUAACAGUAUUAAUAAUAAUAAUAAUAUUGCCAAUCUUAGUGUUACUUCUGCAAACAAUAGUAAUAACAACAAUAAUCCAAAUGAAUCAAAUCCUCAAAUGAAUGGAAAUGUUGCUGAAGGAGAAGCUAUCUCAACUGAUCCUUUAGAAGAAAAUAGUAGUUCUAACUGUUCAAAAUUAAUAAAAGAUAGUCUCAAAUUUAAUACAACUGAAUUGAUAUGUAAUUCAAUUAAUUGUAGUAGUUUAUCUAACUCAUAUAAUGAAAAAAUUCCCUUAACCGAUUGUACAAAUAUAACAUAUUGCAGUAAUUGUACAAUUCUUAAUAACCCCAAAGAACAAUGUUACAAAGUCAAAACUUUAAACCCAGAAAAUAUUAAUAUAUCAUUAGGUUUCAUUGAUUCUACAAAUUUAUAUAAUAAAAAUAAUUUAAUAAAUAUACCCUUUAAUUGGGAUAACCAAUUAUUAGAUUUCUCUAAAUGUGUACCUGAUGUAGAUAAAUUUAAAUUGGCUUCUAAACAGUCAUUAAAUAAAGAUAAAAAUGAGUCAUCAAAAUAUUUGUACAGACUAGCUAACUUAUAUAUUUAUGCCACGAAAGUAAUAGAAGAUAAUAAUUCUAAUCCUUUAAAAAUAUCCGUUAAAUUUAACAACAUUAAUGUUGAUUCAUUAAAACAAACUGAACAUUUAAAAAAUGAAUCUAAUUCAGUUUUACCUUGUCCUUUAAAUAUUUAUAAUGUCACAACAUUUAAUAUACAUUUAACUCAAUCUUUUGUAUUUUAUCAACGUUUAUUUAUUCCAGAAAACAAUCUUUCAAUAGAUAGCAAAAAUUUAAGUAUUGAAAUAUCAAAUAAUGAAGGAUAUAAUGUAAGUAAUUAUUAUUUUUAUACAAAGAUUGAUUGUCCGAAAACAAAUGAUGAAUUAGAAAAAGAAAUAAACCAUUCAGAACCAUCUCAAUCUAAUUUACAAGUUGCAUCUGAAACUGAUAAUGAAAAAAAAGGACAAGAAAAUGCACAGGUAAGUAAUACUGGAACUUUAGAAAUUAUAAAAAAUAAUAGUUCUCUAAGUGAUUUUAAGAAAAGUUCUUAUACUUAUAAAAAUGCAAUAAGUUAUUUUAUUUCCUUAAUUUGUAUAAUUUCUUAUUUUGUUUUCAUAAGUUAG
This is a messenger RNA of Plasmodium gallinaceum, 2031 nucleotides long. Its product is annotated as conserved Plasmodium protein, unknown function. The transcript is spliced from 5 exons. Bases 1 to 2031 code for a protein of 676 amino acids. The record is from RefSeq and is a predicted model, not a curated record. NCBI's taxonomy places the organism in Eukaryota, Apicomplexa, Aconoidasida, Haemosporida, Plasmodiidae.